GACGAAACCGGAAGUGACCGGAGCAGAGGCAGGACCAGAACCUAGAGAGGCUCGGGAUUGCGGAAGUUUGGUGGGGAGGGUCGGAGCUCUGGUGGAGAGAGUGUUGUCUAAAGUUCCGGAAGGGAGGCUGCCCCUCGCGGUCCGAGAACCACCGGCCUCCCCAGUUUGAGGGCUGUUACCCCGUGCGCGCUUCGACGUUGCUGCUGUUUUCGCUCCUCGCCCCUCGUUCCCUUGGGAACCGCCUGGGAACUCCGCCAUGUCAUCCACUUCGCCCAACCUUCAGAAAGCGAUAGAUCUGGCUAGCAAAGCAGCGCAAGAGGACAAGGCUGGGAACUACGAAGAAGCCCUUCAGCUCUAUCAGCAUGCUGUGCAGUAUUUUCUUCAUGUCGUUAAAUAUGAAGCACAGGGUGAUAAAGCCAAGCAAAGUAUCAGGGCAAAGUGUACAGAAUAUCUUGAUAGAGCAGAAAAACUAAAGGAGUACCUGAAAAAUAAAGAGAAAAAAGCACAGAAGCCAGUGAAAGAAGGACAGCCGAGUCCAGCAGAUGAGAAGGGGAAUGACAGUGAUGGGGAAGGAGAAUCUGAUGAUCCUGAAAAAAAGAAACUACAGAAUCAACUUCAAGGUGCCAUUGUUAUAGAACGACCAAAUGUGAAAUGGAGUGACGUUGCUGGACUUGAAGGAGCCAAAGAAGCACUGAAAGAGGCUGUGAUACUGCCUAUUAAAUUUCCUCAUCUUUUUACAGGCAAGAGAACACCUUGGAGGGGAAUCCUAUUAUUUGGGCCGCCUGGAACAGGAAAGUCCUACUUAGCCAAAGCUGUAGCAACAGAAGCCAACAACUCAACAUUUUUUUCAAUAUCUUCCUCUGAUCUUGUUUCUAAGUGGCUAGGUGAAAGUGAAAAACUGGUUAAGAAUUUAUUCCAACUUGCCAGAGAGAACAAGCCCUCCAUUAUCUUCAUUGAUGAAAUUGAUUCUCUGUGUGGUUCAAGAAGUGAAAAUGAAAGUGAAGCCGCACGUAGAAUUAAGACGGAGUUCCUAGUGCAAAUGCAAGGGGUUGGUGUAGACAAUGAUGGAAUUUUGGUUCUGGGAGCUACAAAUAUACCCUGGGUUCUGGAUUCUGCCAUUAGGCGAAGAUUUGAGAAACGAAUUUAUAUUCCUUUGCCGGAACCCCAUGCGCGAGCAGCAAUGUUUAAACUGCACCUGGGGACCACUCAGAACAGUCUCACGGAAGCAGACUUUCGGGAACUUGGGAAGAAAACAGAUGGUUAUUCAGGGGCAGAUAUAAGUAUCAUUGUACGUGAUGCACUUAUGCAACCUGUUAGGAAGGUACAGUCAGCUACUCAUUUUAAAAAGGUUUGCGGACCUUCCCGAGCUGAUCCUAACCAUCUUGUAGAUGAUCUGCUAACACCUUGCUCUCCAGGUGACCCUGGUGCCAUUGAAAUGACAUGGAUGGAUGUCCCUGGAGAUAAACUUUUGGAGCCAGUUGUUUCCAUGUCGGAUAUGUUGCGGUCACUAUCUAACACAAAACCUACAGUCAAUGAACAUGACUUGUUGAAAUUAAAGAAGUUUACAGAAGAUUUUGGUCAAGAAGGCUAAGCCAAAGACAAGGAAGAUGCUUACCAUAUGUAUUCUUUCUUUCAUAGAUAAUUUUUGUCUAUUUUGGAUCACAUUGAUUGUUUCCAGUAAAACUCUUUUACCACAGGGAAAUACACAUCUCACUUCAGAGUUCCAUUAGGUUUUAUAUUGUACUUUUCCUCCAUUACUUAUUAAAUACUCCUAUUAACAAAAGGUACAAAAUAACAGGUUAUGAGGAAAUGAGCGAUAUAUGAAUGGCAUAAAAAUAGAAAUUACCCAGUAAAAAGGAUGUCAGAAAUUGACAUACAAAUAUUUACAAUUUUUAUGAAUGGUGGUCUUUGCAAAGAGCAUUUAUCUUUUUUUUUACUAAAAUAUAAGGUUUAUUUUAUAUUUUCAAAAAAAAUGUUAAACAUCAUUCUUAUCAAUGUAAAAUUUAUUUACGUUAUUAAAAAAUUACAAAUGAUAGAAUCUUUACUCUCAGGGAUGGGCAAUAAAGCAGCAAAGAGCAUUGUGAUUGGGUUUGAAAGAUUUUGAAUUAUAGACAGUGCUCUUAAUGGUUUUUAAUAAGUUGAUAUUUUUUUCUAUGUAGAUUUAAAUAAUUUCUUUAAAAGCAUUAAGCUUUGGCUGGGCAUGGUGGCUUAUGCCUGUAAUCCCAGCACUUUGGGAGGCUAAGAUGGGUGGAUCACCUGAGGUCAGGAGUUCAAGACCAGCCUGGCCAACAUGGUGAAAUGCUGUCUCUACUAAAAAUACAAAAAUUAGCUGGGCAUGAUGGUGAGUGCCUGUAAUCCCAGCUACUCAGGAGGCUGAGGCGGGAGAAUCACUUGAACCUGGGAGGUGGAGGUUGCAGUGAGCUGAGAUCGCGCUACUGCACUCCAGCCUGGGCGCCGAGAUUGCGCCAUUGCACUCCAGCCUGGGCGACUGAAUGAAACUCUGUCUCAAAAAAAAAAAAACAAAAACAGUAAGCUUUUAUAUUUAAUUAAAUGAUACCUUUCACUGUGCAAUCUCAAGAGGAAGAUUUUCUAAAUUAGACAUUGUCUUUACCUUAAAGAAGAAAAUUGUCUAUUUCAGUGUCUUUUUGUAGCAAGAUUGACCAAAACAGGUGGUAAGUGUGUAAUUUUUAACUGUCAUGAAAUACUGUAAUGCGCACCUUUGCUAAUAAGGAAAUGGUCUCCCUUUGGAUUAUGGGAAGUUUCUUGUCUGUAAUAUGGGGUGUCUGUGUACAUAUAUGUAUAUUUCCUUUUUUAAUACAAGAUAAUAAUAUGGGGUCUUGUCCUUCACCUUUUAAGUUCAGGGAACAGUUUGUCCUGACCACACAUAUGUUAUCAGUGUAAUGCUUUAUGAAGCUUUAGAAAUGAGCUCAUGACUCAUUAAAAAAUAAUAAACACGAUGCUAUUUUAAUAUUUUCAAAUAAAUAAUCUGAGGAUGUGUUUCAUACUUUAGCAUCAGCACUAAGUUGUGCCUUGUAGAAUUGCAUUGUCUAUACAUGCAAAAGACUAUUAAGUUAGAAUGAACUAGAUUCCUUAAUUACAAUGAAAUUCUAUCUUGCAAAUGCUAUAGAAUAACUUGCAUUUUAAAGUGUAUUUGCACAUUUUACAUAUGCUAUGUGGUUGCCUUUGGGUUUUCUGUACAGAUUGUUUUUGUUAUUAAAUGGAAAAGGCCGGAAUUACGCUGUUAUGUGAAGUAAAUUGAUAUAACCUAUUGACUGUAUUCUGUGUAUUAUUCUUUAUUUUGGGACCUUCUGUGUAAAAGAAAAUAUUACCUAAAUUGGCUAGAUACAAAUAAAUCAUUAAAAUUAUUAAUGUAUAUAUG
Molecule: messenger RNA, 3379 nt
Organism: Nomascus leucogenys (northern white-cheeked gibbon)
Lineage: Eukaryota; Metazoa; Chordata; Mammalia; Primates; Hylobatidae
Gene: VPS4B
Product: vacuolar protein sorting 4 homolog B
Biological process (GO): endosomal transport; vacuole organization
Molecular function (GO): ATP hydrolysis activity; ATP binding
Source: RefSeq, a predicted model, not a curated record